Messenger RNA from Meloidogyne enterolobii, 1444 nucleotides. Lineage: Eukaryota; Metazoa; Nematoda; Chromadorea; Rhabditida; Meloidogynidae. The record is from the annotation of a GenBank genome assembly.
AUGUUUCGCAAAGCCCAACGUCUCAAUGGAUUAAACAAAAAUACUAGUCAACCAAUAAAUAAAUUAACAAAACAAAAACAACAACGAAAAAUCAAAACAGAAAAUUUAAAUCAAAAUAAUGAAGGAGGGGAAGCCUCUUCAAUUUUAUUCAAUUUAUUGUCCCAACAAUUGGCCAACAAACAAUUAAUUAAUGCUACAAUUAGAGAACAAAUACAGCAACAAUUAUGUGCUAAAAACAACAAUGUUUGUAAUAAUCAGGAGCAGAAACAACAACAAAUUUACAAGUGUGGAUUGUGUAUUUUUCAGCAGCCCUCCUAUCCUUUACUUGUCUCUCAUUUACUUGGAGUUCACAAUACUUCCCCAUUUUGUUGUCAGUCUUGUAAUCGUUCUUUUACACAAAUUGUUUCUGCUGCUGAUCAUUUUGCUACAGACAAGUGUCCUCCUAAUGCAUUAAAGUGGAAUUUUUUGGUUGAUUCUGUUGUUGGAAAUGAACAUUUUGAGUCAAAUCAAACCCCAUUAAAUUUGUUUGGACAACGUUUAGCUGCAUCAGCUUCAAAUAAUAUUUUAUUUCAUCAAAAUAUGCAUCAAAAUGCCAAUUUUAAUGGUUUUGGAGGUCUUUUGCCUCCGGCAAUAUUUCCCUAUGGAUUACCAACAAUGGCAUUUCCUCCACAAUAUUCUGGUCAUUCAAUAGCUCAAUUACAUGGAAUUGGUCAAAAUUGUUGUUCUCCCGGUUCUGCCAUUUCUACAGCACCAUCUUACGCCUCAUUAAUUAAUAAUAAUUGUGAAAAGCCAAACCACAUGGAAAAGAAUAAUGAGGAUGAUAAUGUUGAAAUUGUGGAGGAUUUGAAGAGAGAAAUAAAAUCUUCCCAAUCACCAGAAUUAAAAAUACCAGCACCGGUCACAACAACAUGUCCUCUUCCAUACAAUUUCAAAUUACAACAAAAACAUUCGCCGUUGGAAGCAGAAACUGCUAAUAAAAACGAACAAAAUUUGGAUGAUACAGAGGAUUUUUGUGUUAAUGUUGAUGAUAUUAAAGUUGAGGAAGAAAAAUCUGGGGAUGAAUUACAAAAUGAAGAUGCUAUUAAGAAUACUUCGUUGGCUGCUUUAAUGCUUCUUAAUGUUGUACAAAUGCAGCAAAAAUUAACGGCUUUAGAUGAUACUCCAAAAACAACUCAACAAGAACAAGUAAUUUGCCCAACAACAUCUACCACGACCACAACAUCAGCAACUACCAACAAUAAUACUCCAUCGUUGGCUGCUUUUAGUCAAUUUUUGGCUGAAUUACAACAUCGAACUUCUACUGCUUCUUUUCAAUAAAAAAAUUUAAAAAUUAUGUGUUCGAGAGCUUUAUUAUUCCAGUCGAACUUCUUUAUAAGAUACACACACCCUUAAAGCUGGAAAAAUUGUCUCUUAUAAUGAGGCGUAUCUUAAAUAGAAGAUAUCG